UCCCAUGCUCUGUCCUGUUGAUCGCAAUCGUCGACGAAUGUAUGUCGAAUGAUUACAAUAAAAUGAAAUAUGAUCGAAAGCGUUCAAAAAAUCGGUUGCUUCUAUCGUCGCAGCAAUUUUCUAUCGUUGUAAAAGGAUCUGCCCUGUUUUCGCUUGCGUUGGUGUUUUACCUGAAUUAUCGAUUCAUCUACUCGGUAUUCAAUGGCACUUUCGACCCUAGCAGCACUAAAAAUUCCAGCAGUAUUGAAGACAGCCCUAAAGAAAGGAAUUCGGAAUUUCUCUCACUGCCAGCAUUUCCAAACACAGAUCUGACGGUCCAAUCAUCUAAACAAGAAUGGGAAAGACAGUCCCAAAAACCAGCAAUUGGAUUCUAUCGCUAUUCUUCGAUUGCUACAAUWAACCUUCCAGCAUCAGAUCUYGAAGAUCUAAAAACAAGAAAUGCGGAGGYGCUUUAUCGAGGUGGCRWUGUAUCAGAAAUUAAUGAGGAGAUAGUAGUUCUAACGCGGAAGGGUCACAAGUUUAAUCCCGAGGACGGUAAUAGGACUCCAAACCAAGAUCGAGUACUAGUGGUGUCUAAACGAGAUGGUAGCUUUCGCGGUCGGAACAGUGGUGGUGAUGAUUGGUGGAUAGGAUUGUUCGACGGUCAUGGAUUUCAUGGCCACGCUGUGUCGCAAUACGUGAGUUCUGAAUUUAGCAGACGAAUUAACAAAGAGUGGGAAGAUGAAAAAGCUGCAGAUCCAUUAGGGGCACARAACAAGAAUAUAGAGACGGUAAAAGACAAUAUCCGAAAGACCUUUUUAGAUAUUAACAUUUCAAUUCCAAGCUUCAUAAGUACUUCUGGGUGCACCGGCAUAAGCGUGUUGAAAAGAGGUAAUUUGCUGUAUAUUUCAAAUGUUGGAGACUCGGUGGCGUUYGUGGCAAGUUAUAACAAAUCCAAAAGUACACCGGAGGUUAAAAUAAUUUAUUCUACAAGGCCUCAUAAACCAGAUACGCCUAGCGAAAGGARAAGGAUCGAAGGUUCUGGAGGUCGGGUUCAAGACGCUCCUUUCAAGGGUGCAAGUGCACGCCUGAUGAUCCCCGUUAAAGUAGGGUCACAAAUUUUUGAAAUUGGUUUGGCUAUGAGCCGAAGCCUCGGUGAUCACGAUGGCUUAAAGGUUGGCCUGAGCGCCGAGCCAGACACCGACGUUUUGGAUUUAGAAAAUUUUGACAAGAACAACGAGUUCAUUGUAGUGACUACCACUGAUGGCCUGGUUGAUUUCGGCAAGUUGUCGGAAGAAGAGGUGGCAAUGACCAUGGCCGAAGCGUUGUCAACAAAGCAAACCGAUUUAAUGAAUGAACAACACCGCAAACAACUACGUCAUCCUCCCGAAUCAUCCCCAGGUAUGGAAGCUGCGACACAAUUGAUUUUGAAAGCAUCUCAAUUAUGGGAUAGCGAACCAGGAGGCUAUCGGGAUGACAUUUCGAUCGCAGCUCGAAAAUUGAUAAUCUGAUAGUGUAUAUCUUGUAUUGUUUAUCGUCAUAAAAUCAAAUCAAGUGGACUGUCCAGCUAUUACAAAAAUUUAGCUGCCAACAACUACGAGACGACCGAUUCAAAAAUAUAAUUUCAAAUUCUCGACGGGCCUUCAAAAACAGAAUGAACAGGUAGCACGAAAAAAUGCUGUUUGAAUGCUCUUCGGCGAAAAAGAGGUGUGAAUGUAACAGUGAAUUGGAAGGARCUAGCGAAACUAAGUCGAAAUGAAACUUCAUGUUCAUAUGUAACAUUGAAGACAUGAUCUAGCUCUGUCGAAAGGCAAUACGAGUACAAUUCACCAACGAAAGACAUAAUUCAAUUAUCCUGACYACACCGGAGCGUUAAGGCACCUCUUAUUACAUAAC
Messenger RNA from Pseudo-nitzschia multistriata, 1875 nucleotides. NCBI's taxonomy places the organism in Eukaryota, Bacillariophyta, Bacillariophyceae, Bacillariales, Bacillariaceae. The record is from the annotation of a GenBank genome assembly.